UGUAGAUUUGGCAAGAAAACCGUGCUUAUGGUAACCCAUCCUACGGCCCCGACCGCGCCCCCCUUUCUUCCCCAUUCUCUUUAUAUCCAUGCCACAUUUUAAUGGAAAGUCUAGUUAUCUAUUUCCUUGCUCUGCAACCAAUCAAGCAUCUCAGCAAAUCUAGAAAUUCUGGCUCUCUGAAAGUAACCCCAAAAGCCCCAAAUAUUCCAAUCAUUUUCUCGACAUUUGAGCACGAACUUGAAGGAAAUUUUGAAAUCUAUUGCAGCUCAUCCAGGGCUGGGCAUGGGUCAGCCCUAGAAUUAGCUACACAGAGUGGAAGUGGAGAAUUUUCAGUAGUGAAGGUCUUGUGCUCAUAUGGACAUGGCUGUACAGAUGGAUUGAGCAAGCAGAAGUUGCAGAGAUGGAGGGGAAUCUGUCGUGGUUCGGUAGUGACCGGCGUCGUGGAUCAUGUGGCCACCAUAAAUCAAAUGGCCAAAAUCGAAUUUUGCUCAUGGUAAGUAUUUGAAUAAGGAAACUCCUAUGGAUGUGGAGAUGUAGAGUUCAUAUGUAUGGGAAUGAAGACUCGGUGAAACUUGGGCUUUUGGAUGCUUGAAUAUGGUACUCAGCAUGUUGGAUGAAUAGUUGAUUACAAAACAAAUGUUCAGUUGAUUAUAAAACAAAUGUUCAAGUGUUUGGAAAGUUACUUGUAUAAGAUACAGAUUCCUUGUGUUAUUGUGUAUCUUGGGGAUUUGGUAUUUACUUUUUAA
Messenger RNA from Amborella trichopoda, 746 nucleotides. NCBI's taxonomy places the organism in Eukaryota, Viridiplantae, Streptophyta, Magnoliopsida, Amborellales, Amborellaceae. The record is from RefSeq and is a predicted model, not a curated record.